This is a messenger RNA of Chlamydomonas reinhardtii, 2043 nucleotides long. RefSeq names its product ribosomal protein S16. Gene Ontology annotation, biological process: translation; maturation of SSU-rRNA from tricistronic rRNA transcript (SSU-rRNA, 5.8S rRNA, LSU-rRNA). Gene Ontology annotation, molecular function: RNA binding; structural constituent of ribosome. Gene Ontology annotation, cellular component: ribosome; cytosolic small ribosomal subunit. The record is from RefSeq and is a predicted model, not a curated record. NCBI's taxonomy places the organism in Eukaryota, Viridiplantae, Chlorophyta, Chlorophyceae, Chlamydomonadales, Chlamydomonadaceae. Bases 21 to 449 code for a protein of 142 amino acids. The transcript is spliced from 6 exons.
CGAAAAGAAAGGCUGCCAAAAUGGCGACCCAGUCGGUGCAGACUUUCGGCCGCAAGAAGACCGCCGUCGCGGUGGCCUACUGCAAGCAGGGCAGCGGCCUCAUUAAGCUGAAUGGCCAGCCCCUGGAGCUGGUGAAGCCCGAGGCUCUGCGCUUCAAGGUGUUUGAGCCCAUCCUGGUGAUUGGCCGCGCCAAGGUGAAGAACCUGGACAUCCGCCUGCGCGUCAAGGGCGGCGGCCACGUGUCGCAGAUCUACGCUCUGCGCCAGGCCAUCGCCAAGGCCGUGGUUGCCUUCUACCAGAAGUACGUGGACGAGCAGAGCAAGCAGCAGAUCAAGGACGCGCUCCUGCAGUUCGACAGGACGCUGCUGGUGGCUGACCCCCGCCGCUGCGAGCCCAAGAAGUUCGGUGGUCGCGGUGCCCGCGCCCGCUUCCAGAAGUCGUACCGUUAAGCGGUACGACCGCAUGCCACGUGGCAACUGCCGCCGUCGGGGGCGUGGGUCUGGGCGGCGCAGCGGUGCGUGGCUCGCCCCAGCUGGUUCCUCAGCCGGGGCGCUUUCGGAGGUGUCGUCGUGGUGUUGUCGUGGCUGGCGCGCCGGCCGCCGGGCGUCGGUGGCGACGGCGGCGGCUAGUCGCUGGCGGCGCGCGGGGUGGCGCAGUCGUGGGCCCGCUUCGCAGCGGCUGGCGGCUGCGGCGGCGGCGCGCGCGGCCCGCGGGGUACGGCGGGCGCCGGCGGUCGCCUGAGCCAGUGCGGCGUAGGGCGACGGCUCGGCUCGGCGCGUGUGCUUGGCGAGCCGGCCGGGGAGGGAGAGGUUUAACGCGUCUGGACGAACCGCCGUCUAGUCCAGGUGUAACUCACUGGUGAAAUAGCGUCAAGUGCCGCUGCAGCUUGUGGGUGCGAGUCCACCAGAGUGACCUAUGCCUCGAGCAGCUCUCCUCGACCGCGCUCAGCGUUCGUCGCAUUUUGCUGCACUUCCACGACACAGUUGCGCAGACCUGCGGCACCGACAGCAAAAGGUGCGGCUGUCUAGCAUGGAAGCCAGCAGCGCAUUACGCCAGGGGGACCACGGGUUUCCCCCUACUUGGUCUCCUGCUCAGCGGCGGUGCUAGGCGUUCCGUAGUGACUGUGUCAAGGAAAGCCGGCGGUGCGGAGAGCUGCAUGGAGCCGGACGCACCGUGUGUCAUGUAUGGGUGGCGGCACCGAAGUGGUUUAGACGGCAUACAUACUACGGUACUGUACUAGCCCAGGGUCGAACACACAAAACACGAUGAUGACUCCCCGGGCGUGCAUAGUGACAGGCAUGCGUGGCGUUGACAGCAACUGGUGUGUGUGGUUACAUUCGACAGCCAGUGUCCCUACCCUGCCGUUGCAAAUUGUUUGCCAUCUGCUGGGGUCUGAGCGUCAGCUGCAACCCUACGGGACCCCUGAACCUGCCUAAACAAUGUCCCAUCGCACAGCCAGUGUACCUGAAGCGCACGAGCCGCGCACAAAGACACCCACUUGAUCAAACGUUUCUCCCCCACAAUGCGGCGCAUGAACACAGUCAUGGCAUCCGAUGGAGCAUUGAGGCCACCUCUGGAAGUCUUUUGUAGUGUAGGUUGGCAGCACUGGGGCAGCAGGACACAAUGGUGGGGCACACCACCCAGGGGACAGGCGCUACCGCUUCUGAGGGUGCACGCGAGGGGUUACUGGAUGCCCAGCCACCAGGAUAACUGCGUCUCUACCUCAAACGCCCGUCAGUAUGUAAAGUCAGCACCUAGCUCGUUGCAAUAGCACCUAGCUUGUGGCAGUAGCCUCGGGACAGAGACGAACGCCAGACAUGUCGGCGCCAGACAUGUCCACUCGCGAGCGCGUUUGUUCGCUCAUCUAUACCAAGCAAGUGAUUCGCUUUCAGUAGGGAGCAUUUAACCUUCAGAAACGAUACCUUUUCAAAAAGCUUCCGAAGAAAGCUCACCGGGCCCCCGGAAUGGUAUGAAUGAACCUGUAUGCCCACCGUGCAUGAUUAGCUCUGCAGUGAGCUCUGCUUUGUAUAUGAUACUAUUGAA